AUGGUUUCCAAAUCCACGCCCAUUGCCAUUGUCGGAGGCGGUGCCUUCGGCCUCUCGACGGCCCUCCAUCUGGUGCGAGAUGGAUAUAACAAUAUCUCCGUCUUUGAACAAGAUGACCAGAUCCCUCCUCGCCCCUCCGCUGCCAAUGACCUGAACAAGAUUGUGCGCGCCGAGUAUGAGGAUCCAUUUUACACCGACUUGACCAUGCAAGCGAUCGCUCUCUGGAAAACUCCCCUCUUCGCCCCACACUUCCACCAGACGGGUUUCCUACACUGCGUCUCGGGGAAAGCCCCCGAGAGGGCGGUGGACACACUCAAACGCUUCCAAGCCGCCGCCGACGACCACCCUGAGCUUAGAAAACAUGUCGUGCCCCUCGCGAAUGAUGAAGAGAUCCGACAACGGUUCUGGCAGUAUGACGGCCAGUUCCCCGGUUGGAAUGGAUACCUCAACACUUUCGAUGGGUACGCGCAUUCCGGAAAUGCCUUGAAAGCCGUGUACCAGGCGACGCAGAAGGCAGGCGUCCGGUUCUUCCUGGGAGAGCAGCACGGCGCCGUGGCCGAAGUGACCUACAAGAAUGGCAGAAGCACAGGCCUCCGAACGAAGAACGGUCAGUUCCACCCGGCGGAGCUCGUUAUCGUGGCGGCGGGAGCGGCAGCCGCCAAACUGGUGCCAGCCAUCGGGUCGCAAGUCGUGGCCAAAUCGUGGUCGGUCGCCCACGUUCACCUGACUGAGGAGGAGACGUCUGCGCUACGAGGCAUCCCCAUCACCUAUGCCCGUGACCUGGGGUUCUUCUUCGAGCCCGAUCCCGUGACUCAGCUGCUGAAGUUGUGUCCCAUGGGUGGAGGAUACGUCAACACCGAUCCCGCCACCGGGGUCUCGCAUGCCCCAUCUGUAGCAGACAGCGCUUUUGUGCCCCCCGACGAUGAAGCCAAGAUCCGUCAACUGCUGGCCCACACUCUCCCCACAUUGGCCAAUCGGCCGCUGGUGCGGAAGUCCCUGUGUUGGUUCGCCGACACCAGUGACUCCGACUUUAUCAUUGACUACGUGCCUCACACGUCGAACUCAGUGGUUCUACUCUCCGGUGACUCCGGACAUGGUUUCAAGAUGUUCCCUCUGUUCGGUAGCUGGGUGAAGGCGCUCCUCGAGGCCAAAGACCAGCAACAGCCCGUUCCGCGCUGGCGCUGGAAGGAGCCCCAGCAGAGUGGUGAUGGCAAAUGGGGCGACGCAGUCAGCUGGCGGAUUGGGUCGACCAGGGAAUUCAAAGAUAUUCAACCUGGCAAACCGAAGCUUUGA
Aspergillus oryzae RIB40 is the source of this 1293-nucleotide messenger RNA. RefSeq names its product NAD(P)/FAD-dependent oxidoreductase. Gene Ontology annotation, molecular function: flavin adenine dinucleotide binding; sarcosine oxidase activity; saccharopine oxidase activity. The coding region runs from base 1 to 1293 and encodes 430 amino acids. The transcript is spliced from 2 exons. Lineage: Eukaryota; Fungi; Ascomycota; Eurotiomycetes; Eurotiales; Aspergillaceae. The record is from RefSeq and is a predicted model, not a curated record.